CACGAGAAGAUGGAAGAAGAUCCCGCAGUUGGAGCUCUCAGUUCAAUGUUCAUCAUGAGAGAGCAGGUGGAUGUGAUCUGCUGUAAAUCAGUAGGAACUGAUCUGUCCAUGCUGGAUAUUGAUGAUUUCAUCACAGAAAUCUCUCAUCUGAAGAAAGAGGUGACGUCACUGAAGACAGAGCUGAAAGAACUCCGUUCAUCCUGCACCUGUUAUGAGCGAGUUAAAGUUGAGAUUGAGCUGGAAAAGGUUUCCUGUCAAUCUUCAGUGUGUGUGACUGAUGGGACCUCCACAGAAUGUCAGGAUUCAGUGUGGAGCGGCAGAGAUCAGUCCACACCACAGCGGCUGCUGGACAAACUCUCUGAACAGAGAUCCAGAGACACACAGGACUCACAGCUCACUUUACUCUGUUCUACUGAUGCUCAGGAGAGUGUGUGUGACAGUAAUCAGGGUGAUCAAACCUCCACAGAGUCUCUGACUUCUGUCUGUAACGCUGGAGAACAGCAGAUGCUGCAGACACCAGUGAAGCUGCUGGACUACAGGAACCUGAUGAAGAUGAGAGGAGAAAACACAACAGAGGAACAACAGAGUGAUGAAGAUGAAGAAGAUACAUUAACAGAGAAAGAACAGAGCGAUGAAGAUGAUGAUGAUUUUAUUUCUUCAGCGCUAUGGAGCAAUUCAACAAUGUCAAACGACUGAACAGCCAAGAUAUUCUGAACAGCGCUGACAAGGGAAAGAGAAAACACCUGCCCUACACCAACAUCAAUUACAAGACUCACAUCUUCAUAUCAACACCCUUACUAAUAUUUAUCACAGUAAACUGUAACAGAAUUUUUAUUAAAAAAAAAGUGUAAGUUGUAGCCAAGAAAAAACAGGGAUAACACAUGCUCUCCUGUCAUGGGAAUGUAAGUAUUCUGGAUUGAAAGACUUGCUUGACUGUUGUAGAGAUGACAGAUUGUCACUCUAGUGUUUUCUUUAUUCCACAAGGCAAUGAGCUGUAAUCAAACAAUUGAUGAUCACAUGAUGGGACUUUAUUUUUUUAUAUAUUUAUUUUUCUGUAUUCUUUUUUCAACAACAGAAGUACCUUAUUUUGUUGUGGAUGUCCCAAUGUGUAUAAUGGAUUUGUACUUUUCAGAGUGCUCACAAUAUUCAAAUUUUAUUUUGGUUGCAUUUGUGAACUAUAAAAAUAUUAAAUGAAUGUGUAAAAUAAGUACACAAUAUCGUAAUAUUGAUCGCAGGCCCCUGAAUCGAAUAAAAAUCAUGUCGCAACAGACUUUGAAGUAUCGGUAUACAUUGGAUCUCUUGCUAAGAGAAUAGAUAUAACAUUGUAUUGUGAUAACUUGUAAUUUACAACCCUAAUGAAAGGAAUAAUCCACCCAUAAUUGCUAAUUCUGUCAUCAUGGACUCACCCUUAUGUUCUUUCAGACUUACUUUCUGUGAAUGUUUCACACUCAAUUUAAAUGACUAUAGUCAAGAAAUGCACUAUAUUAAUAUAAUUAAUGGUAUAUAUAUAACUUUUGCACAGCAAAAAUCACAAAUUAGUAUUAGGAAUGGGGAUAAUAAUAAUCUCUUACAAACCGUGAUUCUUGAGACAAAUGAUUUUUAAAUUGUCUCCCUGAUAAAAAAAACAAAACCCAGAUUUAAUUCAUUUUAAAAUAGAAAUGUUUCGUUUAAUAUGCUGAUAGAUAGAUAGUUGAAGAAGUUUACAUACACUUAGGUUGAAGUCAUUAAAACUCAUUUUUUAACCGCUCCACAGAUUUCAUAUU
Messenger RNA from Myxocyprinus asiaticus (Chinese sucker), 1763 nucleotides. RefSeq lists its product as uncharacterized. The transcript is spliced from 4 exons. The record is from RefSeq and is a predicted model, not a curated record. NCBI's taxonomy places the organism in Eukaryota, Metazoa, Chordata, Actinopteri, Cypriniformes, Catostomidae. Bases 10 to 696 code for a protein of 228 amino acids.